Plasmodium falciparum 3D7 is the source of this 4323-nucleotide messenger RNA. It is a transcript of the gene CLAG2, whose product is annotated as cytoadherence linked asexual protein 2. Gene Ontology annotation, biological process: adhesion of symbiont to microvasculature. The record is from RefSeq and is a predicted model, not a curated record. Lineage: Eukaryota; Apicomplexa; Aconoidasida; Haemosporida; Plasmodiidae.
AUGGUCUCAUCCGUUAAAUCAUCAUUGUUUUUAUUAAUUUUCUUUUUAUAUUUAAAAAAAAAUGUUAUAUGUUCUAUAAAUGAUAAUGUAAAUGAAAAUAUAACUGAAGGGUUAGAUGAAUAUGAAUUUGGAAAUGAAAAUAUAAAUGAAAGCAUAACUGAAAAUGUAAAUGUAAAUGUAACUGAAAAUGAAAAAGAUAAUUUAAUUUAUAAUGAUGAUAAUAAUAAUAUUGAAGAGUUAAAAUCCAUGAUUGGAAAUGAUGAAUUACAUAAGAAUUUAAGCAUACUUGAAAAACUUAUUUUAGAUUCUUUGAAAAAGGAUAAAUUAAAACUCCCCUUAAUAAAAGAAGGAACUGAAGAAUAUUUGGAUAUAUCUAAAUUUAAAAAAAAAAUAUUAACUGAUUCUGAUGAUAAAACAUAUAUUUUACCGACAUUGGAAUCUAGUUUUUAUGAUAUUACAAAAUAUGAACACAUAUUAAAAGAACAAUUAAUAGAAGAAUAUAAUUCAAAAAUAUCUGAUGCAGUAAAGAAAAAACUACUCAUUGUAAGAACAUUGAAAACUAUAAAAUUAAUGCUUAUACCAUUAAAUGCAUAUAAAGAAAAGAAUGAUUUGAAAAUUGCACUAGAAGAAUUAAAUAAUGUAAUCACACAUAGAACAUAUGAAACACUAAAAAAAAGUCCAAUUGAGAAUCCUGGAGAGUUUUUUAGGAAAUUGUUAACUCAUGUUAAAGAAGUUAAAGAAUCAAAAGAGAUAGAAAAUAAGGGAGAGUAUUUAAUUUUAGGAAAUGAUAAAAUUGAAAUAAUGGAUGCACACGAUUUCUUUUUUACAACGAAUAGUAAUAUAAAAUUCAUGGAAACAUUAGAUAGUAUAUCAAAUCAAUAUGGAUUGGGUUUAAUUAAUGAUCUGGGUCCUCAUUUAAUAGCCUUGGGACAUUUUAUGGUAUUAAAAUUAGCACUAAAAAAUUAUAAAAAUUAUUUCGAAGCAAAAAAUACAAAAUUUUUUAGUUGGCAAAAAAUUUUAGAGUUCAGUUUAACAGAUCGAUUUAAAAUUCUUGAUAUGAUGUGUGAUCAUGAUGUUGUAUAUUAUUCUCAAGACAAACGUAGAAAAACGUAUUUAAAUGUAGAUACAUCGGGGUCAUCAAUGGAAUGUAAUAUAUUAGAGUUUUUAAUUCAUUAUUUUAAUAAAUACCAGUUAGAAAUAAUUAAAGCUACUCAAGAUACGGAUUUUGAAUUACAUGGUAUGAUGGAACAUAAGAAUAUAAAAGAUUAUUUCUUCUCAUUUAUGUGUAAUGAUCCUAAAGAAUGUAUUAUUUAUCAUACGAACCAAUUUAAAAAAGAAGCAAAGGAAGAAAACACGUUUCCUGAAGAACCGAAUCGUGAAAUAAGUGCUUAUAAUUUAUACUUAAAUUAUUAUUAUUUCAUGAAACGUUAUAGUUCAUAUGGAAUAAAAAAAACAUUAUAUGUUCAUUUAUUAAAUUUAACUGGACUUUUAAACUAUGAUACAAGAUCAUAUGUGACAUCUCUCUAUUUACCAGGAUAUUACAACGUCGUUGAAAUGUCCUUUACGGAAGAUGUUGAGUUCACAACCCUGUUUAAUAAUUUACUAAAAUGUAUUAAAAAGUGUCAUAAGGAAGAAACCAACACAAAUACUUCAUUGAUGGACAGUAAUUCAUCACAUAAUUAUUUCCUACAUGAGAUAACAAAGUGUGAUUUAUGUAAAGGGGCAUUUCUAUAUUCAAACAUGAAAUUUGAGGAAGUUCCUUCGAUGCUACAAAAAUUUUACAUAUAUUUAACUGAAGGUCUAAGAAUUCAAAAAGUAUCAUUUUUAAUGAAAACCUUAGAUAUAUAUCAAGAUUACAGCAAUUUUUUGUCUCAUGAUAUAAAUUGGUAUACGUUCUUAUUUUUAUUUAGACUAACAAGUUUUGAAGAAAUUUCAAAAAAAAGUGUAGGUGAAGCCAUGUAUUUAAAUAUACAAGACGAGGAUUCUUUCCAUAAAACCAUUACAACGAAUUAUUGGUUUCCUUCCCCUAUAAAAAAAUAUUAUACUUUAUAUGUUAGAAAACAUCUUCCAAAUAAUUUAUUAGAUGAGUUAGAGAAAUUGAUGAAAAGUAGUACCUUAGAAAAAAUGAAAAAAUCUAUAAACUUUUUAGUUCAUGUGAACUCAUUUUUACAAUUAGAUUUUUUUCAUCAACUUAAUGAACCACCUGUAGGAUUACCACGUUCAUAUCCAUUAUCAUUAAUUCUUGAACAUAAAUUUAAAGAAUGGAUGAAUAGUUCGCCAGCUGGUUUUUAUUUUUCAAAUUAUCAUAAUCCUUAUAUAAGAAAAGAAUUACACCGUAAAGUAUUGACGGAAAAAUUUGAGCCACCUAAAAUGAAUAAAUGGAAUGAGGUUUUGAAGUCAUUAAUAGAAUGUGCAUAUGAUAUGUAUUUUGAACAAAGACAUGUCAAAAAUUUAUAUAAAAAUCAUAAUAUAUAUAAUAUUAAUAAUAAGAUAAUGUUAAUGAGAGAUUCAGUUGAUUUAUAUAAAAAAAAUUUUAAGGAUGUUAUAUUUUUUGCUGAUAUAUUUAAUUUAAGAAAAUAUUUAACAGCUACACCCCUAAUAAAAAAAACAUGGGAUAGAAUGUAUUAUUUUAUUUAUAGGAAUACUGGAAAUUCUGUAAAUUUUUAUAAAUAUGGUAUUAUAUAUGGAUUCAAAAUAAAUAAAGUAUAUUUGAAAGAAGUUGUUGAUGAAUUAUAUUCAAUAUAUAAUUUUAAUACAGAUAUAUUUUCAGAUACUUCUUUCUUACAAACGGUAUAUUUGCUCUUUAGAAAAAUUGAAGAUAGUUACAGGACGCACAGAAGAAACGACCAUAUAGGUGUGAAUAACAUUUUUUUCAUGAAUGUUGCAAAUAAUUAUUCCAAAUUAAACAAUGAAGAAAGAGAAAUGGAAAUACACAAUUCAAUGGCAUCAAGAUAUUAUUCCAAAACUAUGUUUGCUGCUUUUCAAAUGUUAUUUUCAACUAUGUUAAGUAACGAUGCAAAUAAUCUUGAUAAAGUAUAUGGAAAAAGUAGUAAUAUACAGGUAGCAACAAGUACCACUGCAUUUCUUACAUUUGCUUAUGUAUAUAACGGAAGUAUAAUGGAUAGUUUAACAAAUAGAUUAUUACCACCAUAUGCAAAAAAACCAAUAACACAAUUAAAAUAUGGAAAAACAUUCGUUUUUUCAAAUUAUUUUAUGUUAGCCUCACAAAUAUAUGAAAUGUUAAAUUAUAAAAAUUUAAGUCUUUUGUGUGAAUACCAAGCAGUUGCUAGUGCCAAUUAUUACUCUGCUAAAAAAUUAGGACAAUUUGUUGGCAGAAAAUAUUUCCCUCUUACUACUUAUUAUCUAUCUCUCAGAAUUCGUGCAUCAUAUGGUUGGGUGCAUGGUACAGAAACAAAAAUAUGUAAUAGUGAAGGUGUUAGCUGUUCUCGUAAAGGACCUACGCCUGGAAAAUUUUUCUUUAAUUGGAAAUCUGAUGCACCUAUAUAUUUAUAUUUUUACUUUUUCUCUAAUUUAUAUCUUGAUUCUGCAAAAUAUUUUCCUGGAGGAUUUUCUACUUCAUUAAAAGAACAAACUGAACAUGUUUCACAGAAGGGUUUUAAGAAGAAACCAAUGGUUCAUGAACUUACAAAAAAUUUAAUACUGGACGUUACUAAUGGAUUUAUGUAUGCUUUUUGUUUUUAUUCUAUUAUGCCAUUAUAUGCAUAUUUUGAAAAUGUGAAUUUUUAUAUUAUAAGUAAUUUCCGUUUUCUGGAUAGAUAUUAUAAUGCAUUUAAUAAAUACUUUAUAAAUUUUUUCAAAACGAAACUUAAAAAGUAUACUACUGAUGUAUUUAUAAAAUACGAAUACGAUGCAUAUACAAGUAUGAAGAAAUAUGGUUAUCUUAAUGAAGUUAUUGGAUCUAGACUUUCCUCCAAGAAUAGAAUAGUAAAAUAUAUUUAUGAUAGCAACGAUGAUAUUAUGAAUAAUUUAAGACGAUAUGAUAUGGAAAACAGGUUUAGAAAUAAAAUGUCAACAUAUGUGGAUGAAUAUGCUUUUUUUGAUGAUUGUGGAAAAAAUGAAGUGUUUCUAAAUGACAGAUGUGAUUAUUGUCCUAUUGUUGAAGAUUUAUGUGAACCAGAUACAAAAGAAUAUCAACCACAUACUAGUAAUAUCCAAAAGGUAACAGAUAAAAAUACUACAUAUAUUAACUAUGAAAAAUUACAUGAAGAAUCAUACUCACAAGAAACUCAAUCAGAUAAUACCGAUGAUGAAAAGGAUAACGAUUUACCAGAUACUGAAUUGAUGAUUACAAGAUUACAAUAA